AAGAGCAAUAAACGAGAAAUAUUGGAUUAUUGGAUUCGUAUCGAACAAGAAAGAGCAUUGAAGACGAAACAAAUGGCCGUGAAAACCAAAUCACAAUCUUCUGCAUUAGAUAUGUUGAAUGUUGCAACCAACAAUCAAACGAACCAAGUUAUUAAGUUGCUUGAAGAGGAGAAAUUGGAUGGGCCAUCAUCAAAAGACACGAAAUCUAAUCCAGAUCCAAAUAUGAGUAAAGAAGAUCAGGAAGAAGAGGAACCCGAGGAUGAAAUCGAUGAAUUCAUUAUGGACAAGGAAAAUAAUGACAAAAUUAGUAAUGACUUCGUGGAACGUAUAGAAGAAUCCAAAAUGUCAAGUUGUCAGCGUCCGUGGAUCCUCCGUAGUGGUACAGACGUAGGAGAUAAAUUGGCAAGUUAUAUCAAGACGAUUCCUGAGAACCAAAAAUGUUUGAACCUCGCAUAUUGGAAUAUACUUGAUUUGACUGAGAAUACACAAAUGAAAUCUCUUUUCUCGGCGAAUGACUGGAAGGAAAUGGUUGAAAGUUUCAAUAAAGAAGUUAAAUUGAUCGAAUCGGAUUUUCUUGAUGUGGUAGAGUAUUUUUUCGAUGAAGUUGAAAAAAUUACAAAAAAAGAGGAUAAAGAUAUCAUCAACGCGAUUGAUAGAUUAACCCCGGAAAUUAUUGAAACGAAUCGAAAAGUAGAACUUAGCGAAGAGGAAAAAAAUGUUAUUUCCAUUUUAAGGCGUGCUGUUGUCACGUAUGGGGAAAUUGCAUGUUGGGCGUCAGCUUAUCGCCGAAAUGAAGGUCGUUCCGUUGUUCUCAGAGCUCGCAUUGGACAAAAGUGCGAUUUUCGAGGAACUUUAAAAAAAAGUAUCAACAAGCUUGAGGCUCUCAUAGGUCUCAGAAGUGGUGGACUCCCAGAGCCUCAUCGAAAAAAAAUUCACGAAGACAAAGUUGAUAUAAGCGUGGCAAUGCGAGAUAUCUUGUAUACAUUUUUUAAAGAAAAUUCCAAAGCACCUAGCUCUGAUAUUCAUUCCACAUUUGUCUUUGGAAUACAUUCAUGGGGAUGGGUUCACAAUAUAUAUGGGAUGGACUGUAAAGCGACGAAUAUACUACGGCUUGGCUGUAUUUCUCAUUUAAAGAUGCCAAACACCCUAAAAACGCUCUCAGUACUCGAAAGCUUCUACGUACUUUUCACGGAUUUGCAGACCACGUUGAAUACUAUUUGCGAACAUACAAAUAGUAUCUCGCUUGCACAUUCACGUGCACACAGAAAUCGAAAAAGGAAGGAUCCGGAACAAGCUGGUGAGAAAGGUGGAUCAUUUGGAAAUCCUUCACGAAGCCCGGCAAGUAAGAAGAGUUUGACAAGUUUAGAAAAAAAGAAAAUGAGAGAAGUAUCAAGUAGGAAGGUUUUAAGAAUUUCAAAUUGA
Dentiscutata erythropus is the source of this 1422-nucleotide messenger RNA. NCBI's taxonomy places the organism in Eukaryota, Fungi, Glomeromycota, Glomeromycetes, Diversisporales, Gigasporaceae. The record is from the annotation of a GenBank genome assembly.